AGAUUGACGCGUGAGCGGCUGUCAACGGGCCAGCUGAGCGCAGAAGAGUGAACAACGAACUGGGCUAGAAGUUCAGUAGACCAGCACAACCAACGCAACGAAGGAAACUUUGACAGCGGACCCUAUUUUAUCCAACUUCUAAAGCAUUUGUAGGCUAAAGGUUGUGGAUUGUAGGCCUACCUUUAGUAAAUCGGUGAAUAGGCUGUACAAUCCUUGGCAGUGUUCUGAGACUGUACAGCUGCCUACUGCUUCUGAAAGACAACUUGCAUCUGAAAUGGACUGUGCGUAAAGAGCAAAGAAAUUACAUAAUCUCGAUUUGAUUUUCAAUCAUUUUCAUUUUGUAUGUUAUCUUUUACUUGAAAAUUGUUGCGUAAGUGGACUGAUUCGGACUUUCGGGGAAAUUCCAUUUGUCACUGAACUUUGCAAAAGAAAACAUGACGGCUGAUAAGGACAAGAAAAGGAGCAGUUCGGAGCGGCGGAAGGAGAAGUCUCGUGACGCGGCACGCUGUCGUCGAAGUAAGGAGACAGAGGGGUUUUACGAGCUGGCCCAUCAGCUGCCCCUCCCACACAGCGUCAGCUCCCACUUGGACAAAGCCUCCAUCAUGAGACUGGCCAUCAGCUUCCUGCGCACCCGCAAGGUCGUCGGCCCAGGCUGCUCCAACGGUGCAGAGACAGAGGAGGACAGACAGACGGACAGUAUGUAUUUGAAGUCACUGGAGGGGUUUGUCACCGUGGUUACAUCAGACGGCGACAUGAUCUUCCUCUCAGAAAACAUCAACAAGUUCAUGGGCUUAACACAGGUAGAGUUGACUGGACAAAGCAUCUUUGACUUCACCCACCCCUGCGACCACGACGAGAUUCGCGAGAACCUGAGUCUGAAAAAUGGCACUGGGAAGAAGGGGAAAGCCUUGAGCACUGAGAGAGACUUCUUCAUGAGGAUGAAGUGCACAGUGACAAACCGAGGACGCACUGUCAACCUCAAAUCAGCCAGCUGGAAGGUUCUGCACUGCACUGGCCACCUGAAGGUGUACAACAGCUGCGCCCCUCAUGGGCUGUGUGGGUUCAAGGAGCCUCCUCUCACCUGCCUGGUGAUGAUGUGUGAGCCCAUCCCCCACCCCUCCAACAUCGACACGCCCCUGGACAGCAAGACCUUCCUGAGCCGCCACAGCAUGGACAUGAAGUUCACCUACUGCGACGACAGAGUCACUGAGCUGAUGGGCUACAGUCCUGAAGAUCUGCUGGGCCGCUCUGUCUAUGAGUUCUACCACGCCUUGGACUCUGACAGUGUCACCAAGAGCCACCAGAACCUGUGCAGUAAAGGUCAGGCAGUGAGUGGACAGUAUCGUAUGCUGGCCAAACAUGGAGGCUACGUGUGGGUUGAGACCCAGGGCACAGUCAUCUACAACAGCCGGAAUUCCCAGCCGCAGUGCAUCGUCUGUGUCAACUACGUCCUCAGUGACGUGGAGAACAAGUCCAUGAUCUUCUCCAUGGACCAGACUGAGUCUCUGUUCAAGCCCCACCACAUGAACAGCUUCUUCACCCAGAGCGGUGCUGCGGUGGCCGCGGAGCCCAUCAAGACCCUGUUCACCAAACUCAAAGAGGAGCCAGAAGACCUUGCUCAGCUGACCCCCACUCCUGGAGAUGCCAUCAUCACCCUUGACUUUGGAAGGCCACCGUUUGAGGAGCCUCAUCCUCCUCUUUACCCCAAGAUCUCUCCCAUGCCCCCUCCGGCCACCCAGGGCUGGGUCAGUGAUGCCCACAAGCCCUGCCCGGCAGGAGACAUGUCCAACCACAUGGCUGCCACCUUCUCAGUGCCCCAGAACCCCACACCAGGCAGUGCCACCCCCAGCACGGCCCCCCCUAGCCUGAGCAGUUGUUCCACGCCCAGCAGCCCAGGGGAUUACUACAGCGAGAGAGAGAGUGACCUGAAGGUAGAGCUGACUGAGAAGCUCUUUGCUCUGGACACAGAGGGGCCCAAGAGCCCCGGCAGCACCCAGUCGGUCCUGAGUGAUCUGGACCUGGAGACCCUGGCUCCCUACAUCCCCAUGGACGGAGAAGACUUCCAACUCCACCCCAUCAUUACUGAAGAGGCCCCUGGAGGCCCCGAGGGGGCCGCUGACCAAAUGGGACACCGCACCACACAGAACGGGUUCAGCAACAUCGCCAGCCUCUUCCAGCCCCUGGGAUCCCCACAGUCUGCCCACUACCAGCCCGCCAAGUGGGCCCCAGGAGACAAGAGAGGCCCGAACCACAGUGAAAUGAGCCCCAUGGACUCCAGGCCUACUCUGCCCUACACAGGCAAUGCACAGAUCACCCCCUACCACACCCUAGCCAGCACCCCUUUGUCCUCCAUGGGCGGACGUCAGAACCUGCAGUGGCCCCCCGAUCCCCCGUUACACUACCAACAACAAGUGGACGCCAUGGGCGGAAGCCACUCAUGUCAGAACAUGCCGGUCAACAGGAUGCACAAGCAGAGGUCAAUGGAGAACUUUGUCCAGGCCUACAGAGACAUGAGUCCUGCUAAAAUCGCCAUAGCCAACAACUUCAAGCGCUCCUUCACGCAAAUGGCAGUGGGUGACGCCACCCUGAGUACGCCAUCAGAGAUGAUGUGGAAGAGGAUGAGGAAUGAAAGCUGUGCCAUCCUGGAUAGAUCUCUCAGCACCAGCUCACUGGCAGAUAAAGGUAUGUGCAUACAUGGGGGUGUUGACCAGUGUCUCAGCCCCCUUCAACGGCACAGGAAGUCCCAGUAUCCAGGAUGUGGAAACAGUGCACCUAAAAAAGCCUUCCCCGAACAGUGGUGCAACUACAGAGAAUACCGUAUGCUGCCCUCUCCCAAAACAGAGGGGGUUGCCAGUCGGCUGUUGGGCCCGUCCUUUGAGGCCUAUUGUCUGCCAGAGCUCACCCGCUAUGACUGCGAGGUCAAUGUCCCUCUCCAAGGCAAUCUACACUUGCUGCAGGGCAGUGACCUACUGAGAGCCUUGGACCAGUCCACCUAGACCCAGCACUACACCCCCUACUCCCCCACCCACCCUACCCUGGACCAGGCCUCCUAGACGCAGACAUAUACCCCCUACCCAGCCCUGGACCAGGCCACCUAGACACAGACAUAUACUCCCUACUCCCCCACCCACCCUACCCUGGAUCAGGCCACCUAGACCCAGACAUAUACUCCCUACUCCCCCACCCUACCCUGGACCAGGCCACCUAGACCCAGACAUAUACUCCCUACUCCCCCACCCACCCUACACUGGACCAGGCCACCUAGACCCAAACAUAUACUGCCUACUCCCCCACCCACCCUACCCUGGACCAGGCCACCUAGACCCAGACAUAUACUCCCUACUCCCCCACCCACCCUACCCUGGACCAGGCCACCUAGACCCAGACAUAUACCCCCUCCCGUACUUUAUCUUACCCUACCUAGACAUAGCCCUCACCAACCUCACCUCUACCCAUCCUUACCCUCCAAUAGUCUUAGCCAAUACACCCUAGACUAACACCUCUCUACAACACUGACUGACACCUCAGCCAAGCCCCUCCCCCUGUCCUAAAGUCCUGGCACAUCUAACAUAGUACUACUCCACCACGCCCCACCCACCCUACCAUACCAAGCCCCAUACAAACCUGUUUCAUCGCCAAAGCCACACAUACCCUGCCUCCUCCUCAUCCAUCCACCCUACUGCCCCUAUGUAUCAUUAGAAAAACGUGUGGCUUCUGUUCUAUUUUUGUUGUCUUUAUCAUCAUAAAUUAUAUACGUGUAUAAUUUUUAGUUAUUAGUCUAUUUCUGUUAAAAGAUUUGAUCUGUUUUAGUGUUCUCAAGCUCUAUUCUGUCCCCCAAUUGUGUGAUCUGUAGCAUACUUUUCUUCUGUCUGUCUGUCUGUCUGUCUGUCUGUCUGUCUGUCUGUCUGUCUGUCUGUCUGUCUGUCUGUCUGUCUGUCAAUACGACGCUGUCACAGACACACUAACAAACAAAACAGUCUGAAAUCCAGAUUAAACUUCACCGAAUGUAAGCAUAAUAUCCAGUUUUUUUUUAAAUAAACUUUUUUGUUGUUCUUUUACUACCCUUUCCCCAUUCCUUACUGUCUAGUUUCCUUCAGUCACUGGUGUCUGUUUGCAUGUUUCUCUUGUUCCCUCAGUGUGAGCUCACUGGAUAGUUACAGUGCUUGUCAGGCCAUGAAGUUGAUUGGUCAAAUCAGAGCGUGCCCCAACAUAGGGAGGAGAGUGCUAUUUUCAUAUUUUUGGUACCUUUUUCAUUAGAAGUCAUAUCAGAAUCAGAGAGACUUUGGCCUAGAUCACAGAAGGCUGCUGACGGGAGGACGGCUCAUAAUAAUGACUGGAAUGAAGUGAAUGGGAUGGUAUCAAACACAAUAAAACCAUGUGUUUGAUGUGUCAAUACCAUUUCAUUCAUUCCAUUCCAGCCAUUACUGAGCCCAUUUACUCCAAUUAAGGUGCCAGCAGCCACCUGUGGCCUAGAUUCACUAAGAUCAAGCGUUAACCGGUGAUAGCCGACACCCGCAUAGCUGGUGUUUACAGCUGUUAAAUAAGAGAGGUUGCUCGUGUGGUCAUUGUCACGAAGCCACACCGGUCCCACUCGCAUUACAAGUUCAGAAUGAGUAAGUCUAGGCUAUAUAGAAAUUACAUGACACUCAAAUUGAGAAUCAUUAAACUAAAUAAUUAGGAUUUCUAUCAGCCGAAUCGAGGUGUAAAUUAAAUAUCACAUUCCAGUGUUUGAACUUGUAAACAAGGUUGCAUGGGAUUUCUCUUAAUGCGACUCCUUGUAGCCAAUGACAAUGUCCUCCUUUAGGUAUAAUGCCGGGAGCCGCUUGUGGAUUUGACCACUUCCGACACCGCCAAAAUAACUGCUAUGCAGGUGUCGACUGGCCCUUCGUUUAAGAGAUGGCAACUCGCUAUCAACAUUGAGACUCUUUUUCUGUAUUCCUUCUCUUUCUUUCUAUUUCUUUCUCAUUUAUAAGUAUUUGUCUUUGUGUGGUGACCACUUAAAAGUUUGAAUUUAGCUUUGUACACACAUAUAUGUAUUUAAAGACAGAAGCUAUAAAGUUUCUACUAUAAUGUCAAGAUAGUGUUUUAGUGUUUAUGUGCCUUGGUACUUUGUCUUAUCUACCCAGUAGAUGCAGAUUGUAUUCCUGUGUUUUAGAUGUUACUCCAUAGUGCUGGUGUCUGUUUUGUUUUGUUUUUAAGUGGAAUUUUUUCAGAGUGUAUGCACAAGUAUAAUGAAAUUGUUAGCAGGCCAGUACUGAUCUGUUGUUGCGCUUUAAAGAAAAAAGAAAAUGGAGAGGAAAAAAAUGAUAACAUUUUCUAAGUUCCACUUUUGACAUGUAGCAUUUUGAAUAUUGUAAACAAAAGAAAUUGACACAAAAGUAAUAUCUUUCAACAGUAUCUAAACAGGUGAUGGUGCUUUAUAGAUAUAACCAUCUUGCAUUUGUAGAGGCAACUUUAUAUGUUUCAUGGAUCCACUUUCAGUAACACUGUAUUUUGAUGUGAUGGUUUAUUUUUCUUGCUGAGAUUGUCUUUAAAGGUGAUUCAUAACAGACAUGAUGUGCCUUAACAUUGCCUUAAUGUUGUCUCAACGUUGAUUCAGCCCAGUGUUAUGCCCUUCAAAUGCACAGAUUGUAGACGUAGACGUACAGUAGAUUGUCCAAUAAAACUACACUAGCCUAUACAAAUCCAGAUGUUUAGCUUGGAGAGCUCUAGUGUCAGAUCCAGUAUGUUGAGUAGAUGGAAUUAGAAGUCCAGUCCAAGAUAAAGAAAGAUAAAGAAUCAGAUUCAGCACAUCGACCUAUGUGUCUGGCACCAUGUUGAUUUAAUGCGGGUUUAGGUUGUUAAUAAGAAACCAGAGGCUGUAAUGUGGUGUUAAAUUAGUGAGGGUGAUACACUAAACACUUUAAAGACCAAUCGUCAAUAUCAAAUACUCAGGCACUUCCCUUGACAGCUUGGUAGAACAUGUUUUGUCAAUACAAAAAUCUCAAAAUUAAAACUGUUGAAUCUAAGAUUAUUUCUGGGUUAGACGGCGCAAUAGUUAAAUAUAGACUUAGAGCAAUGGGUGGCAGAUACCUGUUGAAACCUGUUGUAACAGAUGCAGGUGGUGAUAGAGCUAUGAGACAGAGACGGAGAUAGAAGUGAGAUGGGGAACUGAGGGACAGAUAGAGAGGGACUGUGGUACUGAACUGUGACUGACAGAGAGAGAUACAUCCUGCUCAGCCUGCCCACUGAUGCACUGAUCUCUUCACACGCUACUUCACUCAGUAGUCAGCUCAUCUCUCUCUCUCGGUCUCGCUCUCUCUCUCCCCCCCUCUCUCUCACCCCUCUCUCUCUUUCUCUUGCCCUCCCACGUUCAUUUUUAGGUACACCCUGCCAAGUUUAGCCACCUUGUCAACCCUAGCACAUUCUAACAAAGACAAAACAUUGCUUCCACUGUUAAUGGAAAUAUAUCGACACAGUGAGUUCCUCCAAAGACAUGAGAAAAUAUGCUCCUUGUUUUCAUUGAGCCAAAGUGAAUGGAAUGUGGGACAUUUCCUCAAAUUACCCACGUCCCAGAUAAAUUAAACACAAGGAUAAAAUGUUAGGAUGUAUAAUUGUAUGUGUUUAUUUAUUAUGUGGGAACAAUGACAAAUUACAGAUAGUUAGAUCAGACCACUCCGUUAGCUGACAAGUAUCUGCUUUUGGUCCCUAUAUGCGCUGUCUAAAACCCCCAGAUAUGCAGUAUUUAACAUGUAAAAGCAAGCAAAAUUCCCAUGCUUUGCAUUUGUUAUAUUAAACUUAUAUGAGAUUAAAUGUCUCGUUAUUACUUGAAUUCUAAGCAUUAGAAGAAAACCAAAGUAAGAUAGAGAUUAAGUUCUCUGCCUCGCAGGCCAUGUUCCUGAUGGAGAGGAGGCAGGCCGAGCUCCUGUUCCUGAUGGAGAGGAGGCAGGCCGAGCUCCUGUUCCUGAUGGAGAGGAGGCAGGCCAUGCUCCUGUUCCUGAUGGAGAGGAGGCAGGCCGAGCUCCUGUUCCUGAUGGAGAGGAGGCAGGCCAUGCUCCUGUUCCUGAUGGAGAGGAGGCAGGCCGAGCUCCUGUUCCUGAUGGAGAGGAGGCAGGCCGAGCUCCUGUUCCUGAUGGAGAGGAGGCAGGCCAUGCUCCUGUUCCUGAUGGAGAGGAGGCAGGCCAUGCUCCUGUUCCUGAUGGAGAGGAGGGAGGCCGUGCUCCUGUUCCUGAUGGAGAGGAGGCAGGCCAUGCUCCUGUUCCUGAUGGAGAGGAGGCAGGCCAUGCUCCUGUUCCUGAUGGAGAGGAGGCAGGCCGUGCUCCUGUUCCUGAUGGAGAGGAGGCAGGGAUGUCAGAUGGAACUGUAGAUGGGGUGUGGCCUAAAUUGUGCUCCUGUAUGUGAAAUGAGUACGCUAGAGGGAAGUCCCAAAAUGGUAACUGCAGAAGGAAGGCUAUCCACCAGUCCUAGCUGUAGCUACUGUGACACUUGAAGGGCCCAAAAAGUAACCAUACAAAUAUGAAUAAUUGAACAAUCUCAGUUCUCAUCCUCUUUAAAGACAAUAUCAGCAUUCUAGGCUACUAAAUAUAAUGAGGGUUGUUUUUUCCUUGGGAUAUGUUCUGCUUUUAUCCAUUACAUUUGUGGAUGUCUUAUAGUUAUUUUAGAUCAGUGGUUUCCAACCUUUUUUGGUUACCGUACCACCAACUGAAUUUUGCUCUGCCCGGAGUACCUCUGAAGUACCCCCUCAUGUGCAUUUUACCAGUAACCCUAUGGUCUCAUGUGCAUUUUACCAGUAACCCUGUGGAUAGGCCAAGUACCCCCAGGAGUCCUAGUACCCCUGGUUGGGAACCACUGUUUUAGAUGAUCCUAUGAUUUAUAUUGAAUUCAUAUUGACAUUAUUAUAUUGUUAUUAUUUUUGUUAUUACUGUAUGGGGAACUGAACCCAAUAAGAAGACGUAUUUCUGCACUGACAUCUUAUUAAAGCGUACUGAUCUUA
Messenger RNA from Salvelinus fontinalis (brook trout), 7972 nucleotides. RefSeq names its product endothelial PAS domain protein 1b (gene epas1b). Gene Ontology annotation, biological process: cellular response to hypoxia; regulation of transcription by RNA polymerase II. Lineage: Eukaryota; Metazoa; Chordata; Actinopteri; Salmoniformes; Salmonidae. Bases 435 to 2996 code for a protein of 853 amino acids. Gene Ontology annotation, molecular function: protein dimerization activity; RNA polymerase II transcription regulatory region sequence-specific DNA binding; DNA-binding transcription factor activity, RNA polymerase II-specific. The transcript has 16 exons. Gene Ontology annotation, cellular component: transcription regulator complex; cytoplasm; nucleus. The record is from RefSeq and is a predicted model, not a curated record.